Molecule: messenger RNA, 474 nt
Organism: Melampsora larici-populina 98AG31
Lineage: Eukaryota; Fungi; Basidiomycota; Pucciniomycetes; Pucciniales; Melampsoraceae
Exons: 2
Coding region: 1-474 (157 amino acids)
Source: RefSeq, a predicted model, not a curated record
AUGAUCCAGACUGGUCGAUGUUGCACCUUGCGGAUCACAUCUGAAAUUCACUUUCAUUACGCAUUCGGGUUUCAACACCCUAAUACUCGCAAGCAUGUUAGACUCCUUGGUCCGUGUUUCAAGACGGGUCGCUUAAAGUUAUUUCACCAACAUCCAUACAUCGUAUCCAAGUCUCAAGCUAUAACACAAUUAAUAAAAAUUGCUACAUUCUCAAAACCCUUCUCCGACACUCAUAGAUUGAUGUUGACUUGCUUAUCAUCAGAAUACACUCCUUGCGAAGCUGAUCCAACGAAUACAAAACUAACUUCAAACGUUUCCCUUUCAGCAAUUUCACGUACUGUUAACUCUAUUUUCAAAGUUCUUUUCAUCUUUCCCUCACGGUACUUGUUUGCUAUCGGUCUCUCACUUAUAUUUAGCCUUAGAUGGAAUUUACCACCCACUUUGAGCUGCAUUCCCAAACAACUCGACUCUUAG